UUCCUGCGGGGGAGGGGUCCCGCCCAGGGAAGGAGAGGGCCGGCGACACCGGGGAUGCGCCUUUGUCUACAGGCACACUUUGCCAAGGUAGCUGGGGUACCAGGAAGAGCAGGGCCUGGUCCGACUGGGAUUCCUUGGGUUUUCCGUUCCUUCCCGGUUGGGUCGUGGGAAACCGGCACGUGGGUGUGGCCGGCGCCGCCUUUGCCAAGAGGCGAGGCUCGAGCGGGGAUGAGAAGCGUGGCGAGUGCGUUCGCGGCUGCUUUGACCUGGUGGGCGCCGCCUCCGGCACUGCACCGAGGCGGGGCGCCAGCGCCCAGGUUGCUGGGCUGGCCUUGGCGCCCCCUUCCCCUACCCAGAGCGCAGGCAGGCAGGGGGGUCCCGCCGCGCCCCUUCAGCAUGUAAGCUCCGGAGGGGAAUGGGGGCGCUCCUGGGCUGCGGAUGCAGGCCUGGGGACUCCUGGGCCGCAGGCGCGAGCAGUAGGGUGGCAAUAGGGAGGGCUGGGAGUCCUGUGAAGGAAGCACACGGCGGGCUCCCCGGGACGGUGGGGCAGAGCGCCCGGAGGCCGCGCUUCCCGGAGAGGCUAGGCUGCCAGCAGCUCUUUUCUGGCCAACGCUGCUGGAAGGCUGCUAGUGCCGGAGUCUCAGGUCGAUUUAGGCAGUGACUGCGUGCUCUUCGUCCCUUCUAUGUGAGAGGCGUCCCGACAGGAAAGUGUGUUUGUUUUGGGGGCUCCGUUUCCUGAGACCUAAGAGUUGGAGCAAGCUUGGAAGCGAGGCAUCAUUGUCUGUAGACCUCAGUGAACAUGGGGUUCUCUAGAUCAGGCAGGUGGCAGAGAGGAGAUAGUGUGGGUCAGAAUGGGAAGGCCAGCAGCCAUCCUUGUCACCUUUUCUUUCCUCUCCCUCACAUCCCCCUCCCCACCUGCUCUGGAGGAAACCACAGUCACCCUCACCACUAGGGUAGCUCUUUGGGGCCGGAAGUGUUUCCAUUUUUAGGGAAAUGACUUACCUGAGACAUGAGGCAGGAAUCCAUUAGAACUCCCAUUGUGCUAUGGGGAGACCAAGUCUCAGAGAACUGGGGCAAGGUCAGGCAGCCAGGAGGCAGAAGUGCUGUCUUAAACCCAAUUCUCUAGUGCCAAGUCCUGGGCUGUUAUAAAAUACAGCUGUUUCCAACCGGGGAGAUGUUAGGAGCCCUGACUUAGUUGCAAAUGGAAACCGGGCAUUGUUUCCAGGAGUGGCUGGGCAGGGGGACACGCACAGAGACGCAUGCUGCACGGGCACUAGGACCAAGCGGAUGGGAUGCCCAGGCAGCCACUGUGGAGGCUGCUGCAGUGGUGGCUGCAGUUCCCUGUGCUUUCUUCAGCCCUGGGCUCUAGGAGGCUGUCCACUCCCCAGCUUGCAUUUCCUGGUCUGCCUCUCCCCCUGCUUUCCCUUUCUUUCCUGCCUCUCAAGUAAAAGGUGAGAAAGUGGAGGACACAGGGAAAGUUUCUCUAAUAACUGUCUUGAGAAAGGGAAGCUGCUGCUUUUUCCCAAUGCCCCUUUGUUUGCUGUUUCUUUUGCUCCUGCACUUUCUUCUUGGGUCUUACUGGUGGCUGCGCUUUACUGGUGAAUAUCCCCUCCAGGAGUGGGUGCAGGGUAGGGGGAAGCUCUUAGGCCACUGGCUGCCUCCCUGGCCCUCAGGUGCCCAGAGCUGCCUCAGGCUCACCCCCUUGAAGCUUACCUCUUCAGCGCUUUGGGCCAGGUAGAGCCCAGUUCUGCCACCCACCAGCCAGAUGUCACGUGACCCUCUGGGCCUUGGCUUGUCUACCCCAGUGCUACACUAAGGGCUUUGUAUGUGUCGCCCAUUUAACCCUCAAAGAUGCCUUGAGGUUAGUCCUGCAACCCACAUUUUACAGAUUACGUGAGUAAGGGGGCACAGACAUCAAGUGGCAGAGCUGGGAUCUGAACCCCAGUAGUCUGGCUUCUGAGUCUACCAAGUCUUAUGCUCAGUAAGCAGUAACGGUUUUGAUCAGUGGGUCAUGUCCACUAGUAACAGAGAACGCCCAUGCUCCCAUGGACUGGAAAUGCUGCCUCCUGCCUGACCCUUCAUCUCCUGCCUUCUCUCGCCAGAUGCCGGUGCAGCUGACGACAGCCCUGCGUGUGGUGGGCACCAGCCUGUUUGCCCUGGCAGUGCUGGGUGGCAUCCUGGCAGCCUAUGUGACAGGCUACCAGUUCAUCCACACGGAAAAGCACUACCUGUCCUUCGGCCUGUACGGCGCCAUCCUGGGCCUGCACCUGCUCAUUCAGAGCCUGUUUGCCUUCCUGGAGCACCGGCGCAUGCGACGUGCCGGCCAGGCCCUGAAGCUGCCCUCCCCGCGGCGGGGCUCGGUGGCACUGUGCAUUGCCGCAUACCAGGAGGACCCUGACUACUUGCGCAAGUGCCUACGCUCGGCCCAGCGCAUCUCCUUCCCUGACCUCAAGGUGGUCAUGGUGGUGGAUGGCAACCGCCAGGAGGACGCCUACAUGCUGGACAUCUUCCAUGAGGUGCUGGGCGGCACCGAGCAGGCCGGCUUCUUUGUGUGGCGCAGCAACUUCCAUGAGGCAGGCGAGGGUGAGACGGAGGCCAGCCUGCAGGAGGGCAUGGACCGUGUGCGGGACGUGGUGCGGGCCAGCACCUUCUCGUGCAUCAUGCAGAAGUGGGGAGGCAAGCGCGAGGUCAUGUACACGGCCUUCAAGGCCCUCGGCGAUUCGGUGGACUACAUCCAGGUGUGCGACUCUGACACUGUGCUGGAUCCAGCCUGCACCAUCGAGAUGCUUCGAGUCCUGGAGGAGGAUCCCCAAGUAGGGGGAGUCGGGGGAGAUGUCCAAAUCCUCAACAAGUACGACUCAUGGAUUUCCUUCCUGAGCAGCGUGCGGUACUGGAUGGCCUUCAACGUGGAGCGGGCCUGCCAGUCCUACUUUGGCUGUGUGCAGUGUAUUAGUGGGCCCUUGGGCAUGUACCGCAACAGCCUCCUCCAGCAGUUCCUGGAGGACUGGUACCAUCAGAAGUUCCUAGGCAGCAAGUGCAGCUUCGGGGAUGACCGGCACCUCACCAACCGAGUCCUGAGCCUUGGCUACCGAACUAAGUAUACCGCGCGCUCCAAGUGCCUCACAGAGACCCCCACUAAGUACCUCCGGUGGCUCAACCAGCAAACCCGCUGGAGCAAGUCUUACUUCCGGGAGUGGCUCUACAACUCUCUGUGGUUCCAUAAGCACCACCUCUGGAUGACCUACGAGUCAGUGGUCACGGGUUUCUUCCCCUUCUUCCUCAUUGCCACAGUUAUACAGCUUUUCUACCGGGGCCGCAUCUGGAACAUUCUCCUCUUCCUGCUGACGGUGCAGCUGGUGGGCAUUAUCAAGGCCACCUAUGCCUGCUUCCUUCGGGGCAAUGCAGAGAUGAUCUUCAUGUCCCUCUACUCCCUCCUCUAUAUGUCCAGCCUUCUGCCGGCCAAGAUCUUUGCCAUUGCUACCAUCAACAAAUCUGGCUGGGGCACCUCUGGCCGAAAAACCAUUGUGGUGAACUUCAUUGGCCUCAUUCCUGUGUCCAUCUGGGUGGCAGUUCUCCUGGGAGGGCUGGCCUACACAGCUUAUUGCCAGGACCUGUUCAGUGAGACGGAGCUAGCCUUCCUUGUCUCUGGGGCUAUAUUGUAUGGCUGCUACUGGGUGGCCCUCCUCAUGCUGUAUCUGGCCAUCAUUGCCCGGCGAUGUGGGAAGAAGCCGGAGCAGUACAGCUUGGCUUUUGCUGAGGUGUGACAUGGCCCCCAAGCAGCGCGGGUAAAGUGCAAUGGGUAAGGGAGGGAAGGGGAAUGGAAGAGAAAAGACGGGGUGGGAGGGAGGAGGGAGUGCUGUGUUUUAGUCUCUUAAUGGUCCAAAGGACAAAUCUAAAAUGCAAAGAACGGUGAUGUAGUAUGGCCUGACAGCUCUGUUUAGAGGAGGCAACACUGAUCCCCCAGAUGCAGGGCUGCAGGGGAUUCUGUGUUUUCAGACUGCCUGUCUGCUUGCAUCUGCACAUAGGCAGUAGCCUCCUCCUGGGCUGCAGAGAGCACUCAGAAGUGUGUUAAACCAAGUUAAGUCCCAUUCAGUGGCAACUUGUGAUAGGUACCUGAGUGACGGCAACCUGCGGAAGGAGGUUCUCCCAGCCCAUCUGAACACAACCAGAGGUGGCAGGAGAAUUUCUACUGAGCGAGCUGGGCCGGUUAGUGUAUGUCACCCCCACCCCACCCCUAAGUAGUCAUCAAUGCAAUAAGAUUGCGCCUGAGAUACAAGGCCCAGAAGCCUGAUCUUUGGGCAUCAGAAAACAGGGUCCAGGAAUGGUGCUUUAUGUGAGAUACCCCACUCCAUAUCAACAUUCCAGGAAUGAGCCAAACCAGCAGGGAGUUAGCACUGAACUGCUUUUAAAAGUGCACAUUAAAAAGGAAAGUUUGCCAGGAGGAACAAAGAGAUUGUGGUGGUGCUAAAGGAGGCCAUAAGCUACACAGAGGCCUUGGGUGUUCCACCUGGAAACUGCUCAGACGUCUAGAUGGGUUCUUAGCUUGUCUGUGAUCUCUGCUGGGGAGAUAAAAAGAUUAAGCCCCAACAUGUUCAGAAAAGAAGUGAAGUCUUGGGUAUUUUAACCUGUAUACUCUUGAAUUCCUCUCAAAUUCAGCUCUGAUCUGAGGCUAAGACACACUCCUCACUUCACUUUCUUCAAAGCCACAUUUUUUGAGGUAUCACUGCAGUCACCUCUUCUACCCUCAUCAUCAUGGGUAAGGUUUUCAAGGUGGCAAUUGGGGCGGAGCCCCGGCUCUUAUAGAAGCUUCAGCAGGAGGCAAGCGUGUUCUCAGCACAUAUGGGAACUAUGAGGAGCCUCUGAUCAAAUUGGCUACAAUCUUGGAGCUGCUUGGACGGAUUCCUUGGCAGCCGGGUUAGCAUGUGUGACUUUCAGGCUACUGUUCUUGACAAUCAUCUCCAAUGGAAAGCUUUUCAGUGUUCCCAAAGUGAACUCUCAAAUCCAAAAUGGUUAUCUUUGAGACCAUCCAUUCUCCUCAGUGGCUUCUCCAGGGAAUUCUUACAGCCAAGUUGUGACAGUCACUGCAUUUGCCUGCUUCUUUCCAGAAACCAAACUAGGAGAUGAAACUGGUUCCUACAUCCUAAGGUUCUUGCUUUCUCUCUCAUGCCUCCUGAGGCUGUUUUUGGCUGUUUUCCCUCUGCUGCUUUUGGGGAAUGAGGGGAAGCCAUUUUCCAGUGACUUGCAAUCCAGGCUGUUCUCAGCAUUUUGAGUUUAAAACCUGGGAUCCUGACUAAGCCUUUGACUUACGGGUUGCUUGCUUGCCCUCCAAAUGUCCUUUCUCAGAGGGGCCAGCUAACCCGUGCAGAACCAGCACUAAGGUGGACAGCAGACAAGAGGGCAAGCCUCUAGUGUACCAAGUGCUUCCUACAAAGACGCAAGGUGUGCUCUGAGCCACAGAUGGGCAAACCCUGGUGCUUUCCUUCAUCUCCCAUGAACUCAAGGGUUUUCCAGGUGUAGCUAACAGUUGCCACAUCACACAGACCUCGAGUUUCUGGUAAGACUGCUGGUUGACAUCAGACCCAACCCAUGAAGGCUGGAAGGCAGCAGGCAUUUGCUGAGGCAGCUGAUCCAGGCAAUCGUUCUGCUGGCCAAGAAGUUAAACUAUUUUGAGCAUUAGAAUGGAGGAAAUCCGGUCAGCCAAGUGCAGAGUUCAGACUUCGCUAAGGGCUUGUUUUUCUUCAGCAUUUACUUGAAGAUUAAUGUAGGAUGACAGGCUCUCCUGGCUGUCCUACCAUCAGCUCUGCCUUGCACUGUGGUCGUCAACUUUCCUCAAAUCAAAAACAGGCAGGUACAGGUAGUGGGCUCACAACGUUUGACCUCGACUGGUUUUUCUAAGUUAUUUUGUACAUUUUUCAGCAGCAAAACCAAACUGGGUCUUCAGCUUUAUCCCCGUUUCUUGCAAGGGAAGAGCCUUUAUACAAUUGGACGCAUUUUGGUUUUUCCUCAUUGAGAAUUCGAAUCCUCUUUUGUAUUGUUUCUACAAUAAUUUGUAAACAUAUUUAUUUUUACCUGCUUUUUUUUUUUAAUUUUCAGGUCAAGUUUUUUAUACUGCACUUAUUUGUCAAAAUAAAGACUCUCACAUAUGCCGGUUAUCUCGGAA
Molecule: messenger RNA, 6160 nt
Organism: Gorilla gorilla gorilla (western lowland gorilla)
Lineage: Eukaryota; Metazoa; Chordata; Mammalia; Primates; Hominidae
Gene: HAS3
Product: hyaluronan synthase 3
Exons: 3
Coding region: 2046-3764 (572 amino acids)
Biological process (GO): polysaccharide biosynthetic process; hyaluronan biosynthetic process; extracellular matrix assembly
Cellular component (GO): plasma membrane
Molecular function (GO): hyaluronan synthase activity
Source: RefSeq, a predicted model, not a curated record